Leucoraja erinaceus (little skate) is the source of this 2969-nucleotide messenger RNA. It is a transcript of the gene bbs7, whose product is annotated as Bardet-Biedl syndrome 7. Gene Ontology annotation, biological process: non-motile cilium assembly; intracellular transport; intracellular protein localization. The record is from RefSeq and is a predicted model, not a curated record. NCBI's taxonomy places the organism in Eukaryota, Metazoa, Chordata, Chondrichthyes, Rajiformes, Rajidae. Gene Ontology annotation, molecular function: protein binding. Gene Ontology annotation, cellular component: BBSome; membrane; neuron projection.
CCAGCGGAUUGCCGCGUUAGGAGCCGCUUAGGAUCUCCAUGGAGACGGGCCGAGUGCGGCCUAGCGCGGUUAUGAUGCCGCUUGUGUAACCGAGACAUCUAUAUCUGUGUCUCAAUCUGGCCGCCAAUGUCUCCUCUCCGGUGAUUCCCCGCUGACAGUUUUCAGUCGGGCCUCCCUCCUCCUUAGAUCUUCCCGACAUUUCAGAUAAAGUACCGGUGGCCAUGGAGCUACAUUUGAACCGUGUCGACUACCUGCAGGUGGGAGUUACUUCCCAGAAGACUAUGAAGCUCUUACCUGCAUCAGGACGCAGAACAACCCAAAAGGUUGUUAUUGGAGAUCAAGAUGGAGUGGUUACUUGUUUUGGAAUUAAAAAGGGAGAGGCAGUUCCAGUGUUCAAGACUUUACCAGGACAGAAAAUUUCCAGAUUGGAACUAGGCGGAGCUGUUGGUACUCCACAGGAGAAGAUCUUUAUAAGUGUUGGCUCAGAGGUGCGAGGGUUCACUAAAAAGGGAAAACAGUUCUUGUCCUUUGAAACUAAUCUCAUGGAAAGUAUUCGAGCUCUGUAUGUGUCUGGUGCAGAUCUUUUCCUGUGUGCAAGUUAUAUAUAUAACCACUAUUGUGACUGUAAGGAUCAGGACUACUACCUAUCCAGUGAUAAGAUCAAUGAUAUCAUCUGCUUGCCAAUGGAAAAAGUAGGCAAAAUUACACCAGUACUGGCCUGUCAAGACCGAGUGCUUAGAAUUUUAAAGGGAUCUGACCUGUUGUAUGAGGUGGAAGUCCCUGGAGUACCUCAAGUGUUGGCAUUAAACAAUGGAAAUGGAGGUGACUCUGGAGAAGAGCUAAUAUAUGGAACAUCUGAUGGGAAAAUAGGACUGGUACAAAUCACUCAAAGUUCUCCAUUACAUCGUUGGGAAGUCUCCAAUGAGAAGAAAAGGGGAGGUGUUCUUUGUGUUGACUAUUAUGAUGUUCUGGGAGAUGGUGUCAAAGAGCUACUUGUUGGCCGUGAUGAUGGAAUGGUGGAAAUCUAUGGGUUUGAUAACAAUAGUGAGCCUGUCCUUCGAUACGAACAUACUUUGUCUGAAAGUAUCACGUCUAUUCAAGGAGGAUGUGUUGGAAAAGAGGGAUAUGAUGAAAUUUUGACAGCCACGUACACGGGCUGGGUGAUGGCUCUAACUACAGAGCAAGUUCAGAGAGAGCCAGGGGCUUGUGAUGAUGUGAAGAUAAACCAAGAGAUGCAGAAUAAAAUCUCGAAUAUGAGGGCGGAGUUGGACCUGUUACAAUUGAAGGUGCUACAUGAACGUGAGAAAUACCACCAAUCAGCACAUUCAAGUGGUGCAGUUUCAGCAAUGCCUGUGUUUAGUGUGAAUGAUAAAUUCACUCUAAGCCGUGAUGAUGCCAGCUACAGCCUCACCCUCGAAGUGCAGACAGCCAUUGACAACGUGCUGCUCCAAAGUGAUGUCCCAAUUGAUCUGCUGGAUGUGGACAAAAAUUCAGCUGUGGUCAGCUUCAGCGGGUGUGAUGCAGGGAAUGGUAAUUUUCUCCUGGCUACCUAUCGAUGUCAAUUUGCAAAUACCACCAGGUUGGAACUAAAGAUUCGUUCAAUUGAAGGACAGCAUGGAACAUUACAAGCCUACAUCACCCCACGUCUCCAGCCUAAAACAUGUCAGGUCCAUCAGUAUCAAAUCAAACCGCUGUCGCUACAUCAGAGGACGCAUGUUAUUGAUCAUAACAGGCCGGUAAAUUCAUUGACACUCACAGGACAGUUCAGCUUUGCAGAAAUUCAUUCCUGGGUCGUCUUCUGUUUGCCCGAGGUACCGGAUAAAGUUCCAAUAGGUGACAGUGUUACAUUUUACUUUCAGAACACAUUUUUGGAUACACAGUUAGAAUGUACCUACAGAAAAGGUGAAGGAACUUUUAAAUCUGACAACAUAUCUACCAUUUCCAUCCUGAAGGAUGUAUUAACGAAAGAAGCUACAAAAAGGAAAAUCAAUCUCAAUAUUUCAUAUGAUGUUAAUGAGGAAUCGGUAAAUUACACGUUAAAACUAAUCCAUCCCAAAUUGGAAUAUCAGUUGCUGUUAGCCAAAAAAGUCCAUUUGAUUGAUGCAUUGAAGGAAUUGCAAGUUUAUGAAGGAAAUGUGGAUUUCCUAAUACCUGAAUACCGCUCCAUUUUGGAGGAAGCUGAUAGUCUGCUUGAGGAAUAUAAGAAACAACCUGCUCACUUGGAGAGACUGUAUGGCAUGAUAACUGAUCUCUUUAUAGAUAAAUUCAAAUUCAAGGGUACGAAUGUGAAAACCAAGGUUCCUCUUCUGCUGGAAAUUUUGGAUAAUUAUGACCCUGGCAGUCUUGCAGAAUUCUUUGAUUCAGCAUAAUCUAUGUAAAGCUAGUUGAUCAGUAUGUAAAAAUCCUGACUAGAGUACUGUGAUUGGAAGACCUGCCCUAUUACUAGUACAGGUCAUUGAUGGGCAGAAUUCACAUGAACUAUCGGCUUAUUGUGAAGCUAUUUAAAGAGAUUAAUUCCUAUCAUUCAAAAUAAUAUAGAAAUAAAGAACAGUAUAAACUAUUUGAAAGGUAUAUUUCUAUGUUUCCACGCAUUUCCCUUAAUUUCUGUGGGAUGGCCUUUGUGGAAAUGUCUGUCAGUACCAUCAACAUUCUGCAGGAGUUUAUAUAAAUGUAGAUAGGAAGUUUUUACCUGAAAUGGUAAUUAAACAUUUUCAAAAGGUCUUUCUUUCCAGAAUUAAGGAGAAAUGACUAAAACUAGAGUGGAAUUUGCAUUACUCACCAAGUUCCCCUCAGCAUGCCCUAUCCCAGCUCUAUAUAAAUAUAUACAGGUACAUACACUCAAUGUAUGUGCUCAAACACAUCCAUACGCAUAUAUAUAAUGCGUGUGUGUGCGUUUACAUUGAGUGCAUAUGUGGCAAUGGCUCUUUGUACGUUUAAGAAAUCUGCAUCUCAAGUCCAAACAUCAGUAC